Linum tenue is the source of this 1349-nucleotide messenger RNA. The record is from the annotation of a GenBank genome assembly. Lineage: Eukaryota; Viridiplantae; Streptophyta; Magnoliopsida; Malpighiales; Linaceae.
ACCGCUUUUUCUUCUCGCCAAAGGAUUCAAUAACAUCUUCCGGGAAAAAAAGCUCAAAAAGGAAAAGUGCUUUCCUCUCUGUCUCGCAUUUCUCAGAAGCUCGCUUACUCUGUGCACCCACCGUCCUCCGGCGCUUCUCUGCUUCUCCAUCACGAUCUGACCUGAACUUGGGUUUUCGUGUUGUCGUUGUGCUGGUUGCUGUUUGCUCUGGUGUAUGACGAGCGCGUCGGAGCUGUUUUACCAGAGAAGGUCGCGCGUUGGGCGGCUGAGCACCGAGUUACCCCUCGGCCUCGAGGCUUCCAGUUCCGAUCGUGGUUUUCACCAAAAUUCUGGCCGGCGCCAUCACCACGGCCACAGCCACAACAACAACGGUGCCGGGCGGCAUGAUUUGGACGGAUACGAUACUCUCCGCAGAUCUCAGCAUGUUCGGCAUGCCUGCCAUCGGGCCUCUGAACGAUCCUCUGCACGGUUUGAUCACGUCUCCCGGCAGUAUGUAUCAAACAACAGUUUUGGUCAGGAAGCUUCAAGCACAUCAGGCCGGCCUAGGGUGACUUCAAAUGAGAGGCUCCCUGGUGCUGUGCUACUUGCAAGGGCAAGGCUUCUUGAGAGAUUAAGAGGAGUGUCCCUCUCUGGAAACCGGCGAAAUACAAGGUCUGCUGCCUUCAGCAUCAGCAACGGGGAACAUACAUUUGGCGAUGAUCUCCGUGCAGUUGAUACGGGGGACUGGGGGACUGAUGUCCCUGCAGUGUGGUCUCCUGGCGGGUUUCCAUUCCACGAUUCAACUUCUGAAAGCGAGAGGCGACAAUCACCCAAGAAGAAACCUCCUGGUUUAUCUCCAGAGGAACUAGUUGGUCUGAAGAUGGAGGUGUUUACUACUUAUGUGGCUGAAAGUGGAGACGAUGAGGGAGUGUCGUCAAGAGAUUGUAGCAUAUGCUUGGAGAGUUUCAUUGGAGGAGAUGAGCUUAUGUGCCUGCCAUGUGGACAUCGCUUCCACUCUGUGUGCUUAGAUCCGUGGGUUCGAGCCUGUGGAGACUGUCCCUAUUGCCGCAGAGAUAUAGUCUCCAGUAGUAAGUCGUAGUUGAAAUCUGAGUUUAGAUCCAUGGCUUGUGUGCUUAUAGACUUAUACUUCUGAUGAGAGACUGUCGUCGUCUUCCAUGCACCUGAGAUUCAUGGUCUUUUUAUUUAUUCUUAUGAGCAUCUUAAGAAAUGUUUCACUGUUUGUUUCAAUGGGUAUGGCAGGAUUUUGUGGAAUGAAAACAUGAACAGAACCAAUUCGAGUGUGAAAUUGCACACUGUUGUUUUGGGCUAUGGAAGAACGGCAGAGGGUCGAUUAAACGCCUUUGAGGAGC